Ceraceosorus guamensis is the source of this 483-nucleotide messenger RNA. RefSeq lists its product as hypothetical. Bases 1 to 483 code for a protein of 160 amino acids. The transcript is spliced from 2 exons. Lineage: Eukaryota; Fungi; Basidiomycota; Exobasidiomycetes; Ceraceosorales; Ceraceosoraceae. The record is from RefSeq and is a predicted model, not a curated record.
AUGGCCAAGACUUUUGCCUUUGUCGCCCUUGCUUGCGCGUGGCUAUCCAUCUCCCUUCGCGCUUCCGCUCGUACUCUGCAUGAGCGUGCAACUCCGCAACGUCCACAGCCAAUCUCGCAAACAAACCCUGAUGCGCGACGUGGAGAACAGCCGAGAUUCUCGUCCCAGGCCAUCGACGCCUCUCGCCAACCGCACAAAAGGGGCCUGAUGAUGCCGACAAAAUUCAAAAUCUUCAAGCUGCAUCUGCACAGUCCAAAGAUGCGCGCGAAAAUGGUCAAGGAUCCAAGAGGAUAUGCGAAACACCUCGACGACGUCGCGCGGAAGAGCAAACAAUUGAGCCCGCACAUCAACUACGCCAACAUCGCCCCUACCUUUGCUGGAGGCAAGAAGAGCCGGUACGAGGGCUAUGCAUUGCUGGAAAAGGCUGGAGGACAGCCCUCAUCGCUAUACGCUGAUCCCAAGCUGAAGUUGAGCAGUGGAUGA